This is a messenger RNA of Drosophila willistoni, 1505 nucleotides long. RefSeq lists its product as uncharacterized. NCBI's taxonomy places the organism in Eukaryota, Metazoa, Arthropoda, Insecta, Diptera, Drosophilidae. The coding region runs from base 364 to 1272 and encodes 302 amino acids. Gene Ontology annotation, biological process: positive regulation of transcription by RNA polymerase II. The transcript is spliced from 4 exons. Gene Ontology annotation, molecular function: transcription factor binding. The record is from RefSeq and is a predicted model, not a curated record.
AAAGGGCCAACGUGAAUAGCUGAAAUUAAUCACCGCAUACCCUAACUUUCGAAUGGUUGACAGACCAGCCAACCACUGCUACUCCCAGCAACGAGUUGCCAUUAAAGUCAUUGCCUGUCCAAGCGUUUCAUCUCCAACAGUUUCAUCCGCUGGCGUCUCCCUGCUCUGCUCUACCGUGACCUUCUGCUAGGCCAAAAUAAACAAAAAAAGAAAAAGACGAAAAAAAACGUUGAGGCAACCAGCGGCAUUCCUGACGACGACAACGAAAACGAUCUUUGUCAUAAAUAAUAUCUGAUUCAGAAAACACAACGAACGAGUCAUAACAAUUUUAAUAAUUUACUAAAUUUGUCAAACAAAAAAAAAAUGUCUAAUCCGAAUUCCCCUACAUCUGGUGACAACUCAAAGGAUAAUUCUAUUGGAUGGAAUUCAAGAGCUUGGUUUAAUUCCUUAAGAAUGGACCCAGGAUUUUCACCGGAUGACUUUCCUAGAAUGGAACCAGCUGAACCAGGCCAGAUAAUUGAAAGAAAUCCCGAUUCUCGCUCAAGUGACGGCGACGCAACGGACUCAACAGGAAUUUCAGACACAGUUGAACCAGCUUCUACGUCUUCAGGAAUUGCAGACACAGUUGAACCAGGAGAGAUUAUUGAAAUAGGAGUCGAUUCUAGCUCAAGUGACGAUGACGCAACAGAUACCGAAGAAGGUUCUACGUUUUCAGGAUUUUCACCUAGACGGGACCAAAUAGACACACUUGAACCAGGCGAGAUCAUUGAAAGAACAUUGAAUUCUCUUAGACGUGGGGGCAACUCGAUGGAAAAUAAUUCAGCUUCGUCUUCAGGAAUUUCACAGAAUAAUUUUUGUGGAAUUCACGAAAUAGACACAGAUGAAUCAGACGAUCAUAUUGAAAGAAGUUUCAGCCCGUGUGUCUUUAUUGAUUUGUGUAUUCAGCUGCCUGGGACUUCUCGAAACCCUCAUCGUUUUUUACCAGAACCACAACCAGAAGAAGUGCAAGAACCAGAACCGGAACCUAACCCUAAAGAAGACGAUGACGAUGACGAUGACGAUCCAUCGCCGGCAAAGCGCUCCCGUAAGCAGGAUGCAUCAUAUAGAUGCCCAAUUUGCCUGGAGUCCCCAAUGCAUCGUGAGCCCACUGUAACCAACUGUGGUCAUGUCUUCUGUAAGGUUUGCAUCCUAAGGGCCAUCGAUGCCUCACACAAAUGCCCAAUAUGUAAGAACAAAAUAUCGAAAUUUGAUAUCCAUCGCAUAUAUAUGUAAGAAAAAAAUAUCUAAAUUUGAUAUCCAUCGCAUAUAUAUGUUUAACCAUGAAGAGUAAUACGAUCGCCGAUCGAUGAGCGCUGUAAGAACUUGCUCGAUACUUAUUGAUUUAUACAAAUUUAUCCCCUUUUUUUUUGAAUUUCGGUUCCAUAUUGUCUCCAAAGUUAUUUUGUUGAGUUGUGUUAAUCUUACGUUUAUAUAUUGUUAAUAAUUAAAUGGUUUCUGGGAUGAUA